AUGUACUAAAGAAAAUUCCAGUUAUCAACAACCAAACAUUCUACUUAGAAUCUCAACUUUGCUACCCAUGAUGACGAUGUGACUUUGUUUUUUGAGAGGAGACUCAAAGGCUCUGCUUAGCCAGCAAGGCAUAACUCUCAUAAAAUUGUUCGAGAUCUCUCUUAGGACCAAAGCAUCAAUAAGCAGGUUCUUAAUAAGUCUUCAAAUCACUAAGAGGGCCAAUUUCAGAGGAAUGAGGGCUCUCAAAAGAGAGUAAUGAAACUUCCCCCAAAAAUUAUUGUAGAUUAGGUCUUCAUGGAGAAAAAGAGGUUCAGCGAUCUUUCACGACUGAGCAAUUCACACAAUUAGCAGUGCAAUAUUAGUUGUCAAGAGACUUAAUCAAGCAAUCCUGAAUUUAAGAUUCGUCGAUCAAGAAAAAGUAGAAUUGACCCUGAUAGACUACUACUAAACAUAAAUAGUAGGAUCAAGCUCAAAGUUCUUAGUACAGGAUCUUCUGCUAAAAAAGACCUCGAAGAUGUCACAUUUCUAGCAAUUAUGGAUUCUAAUAGCUUUAAUAAAAAAUCUAGUAAAGGGUCACUCUCGUCCAAAAAUUAAUUAAAAAUUGAAGAUGAAAACAAUAAAAAAAGGAGUAGAAGCUCCUGUGCCUAAAUGGAUGACAAUAACUAUCUACCGUUUCACUAAAUAGUAGACUUGAACAGAGCAAGGAUGAUUGACUGGAUGAUUGUUGUUUUCAGGGUACUUAAGAAGAGUAGUCAUAAAACCUUCUUUCUUGCAAUAUAGUUAAUGGAUAAAUACUUUAUAGUAAAAAAGUUGAGGGGCAUUAAAGUGAGUAAACAGGACUUGCAUAUUGUAGGCCUUGUUUGUAUUUUUAUCGCUUCAAAAUUUGAGGACGUGAUUCCUAUAUAUCUGCACUAAAUACUUAUUGAAGCAGCUCAUAGUAAAUUUACUUAAGAACAAAUUCUAUCCAUGGAGUUAGAUAUUUUGACUACAUUAGACUUUAAGAUUCAUCAAGACACAGUCUUUGAGAAAGUUACUGAGACUUUUAAAAAUUUAUAAAUGCUGAUAGGGCAAGGACACCUUUCAAAAAGCGAAUAGGAACACUUCAUUGAAUACAUAGCUUUCUUAUGCCAAUUGAUUACUUAUUCUACGAAUUUUCUUCAGUAUGAUAGUGAGUAACUUGCUAUGGCCAUAUUAUGGCAGACAUUCAAAAUUUAAAAGAGAAAUAGAUUCAACAAUUACCUUAAUGAUUUACAUUAAAACUAAAAUGUUGAUAACUCAGAAUGGAAGAAUUAAGCCUAAAUUAAUUCAAUGUUCAUUCAAAUGAAAUAGACCUAUAUGUCUUCAGAUGAAAAGAAGAUUAGAAUGAUAAGAUUUAAAAUUAUUGAUCUUGUUCAAAAUUUUGAAGUACAAUUUCCAGGUCUUAAAAGCAUUCAUAAAAAUUUCCCUAAAUUUCUGAACUACCAACCAAAUAGGAAGCUCUAAAUUAAACAUAAGAGCAACCUAGAUUGA
Stylonychia lemnae is the source of this 1509-nucleotide messenger RNA. NCBI's taxonomy places the organism in Eukaryota, Ciliophora, Spirotrichea, Sporadotrichida, Oxytrichidae. The record is from the annotation of a GenBank genome assembly.